CUGAACACCUGGAACCGUACGGGAAGAACAAGAAUCGAACGUGAGGUAUUCAAUUGGUGUACACCAGCUCGUGAAAAAGAUAUGCGAUAUAUUGGAUAUUGAAGUUGACCUCCUUUUGACAUCCAACCUUGACGGCUUUUUAAUAUUCUGAAAAAUGAGUCUUUGGGUUGACAAGUAUACUCCUACUUCUUUAGGAAAGUUAGAUUACCACAAAAAGCAAGCUAAUAGUUUGAAAAAAUUAGUUGACAGCAACAAUUUUCCCCACUUGCUCGUUUAUGGACCAUCUGGUGCAGGGAAACGAACAAGAAUUAUGUGUAUUCUUCGUGAGCUGUAUGGAUCAGGAGUUGAUAGACUUAGAAUGGAGCACCAUACCUUCACAAAUCCAUCUAACAAGAAAAUCAACCUGUCCACUGUCUCGAGUAACUUUCAUUUGGAAGUAAAUCCUAGUGAUGUUGGAAUUUAUGAUCGUAUUGUCAUUCAAGAGUUAAUUAAAAGCAUGGCAUCAACAGCUCAGCUUGAUAGUGGGCAGCAAAAAGAUUUCAAAGUAGUAGUUCUGCACGAAGCAGACCAUUUAACACGUGAAGCACAGCAUGCUUUACGUAGAACUAUGGAGAAGUACAUAGCCACUUGCCGUCUAAUAUUGUCGGCAGAAUCUACCAGUAAGAUCAUUUCUGCUACUCGUUCAAGAUGUCUACCAAUAAGAGUUUCUGCCCCAUCUGUUGAUGAAAUUGUUGAAAUCUUGAAGAAUACUGCUCGCCGAGAAGGUCAUUCAAUGCCUGCCGAACUAGCGAAACGUAUAGCAGUAGCAUCUGAACGAAAUUUACGUAGAGCUCUUCUAUAUGCUGAGGUAGCUAGGUGGCAGCAUUCCCCUAUGCUUCCAGACCAGAGUGUGCAGUUACCUGAUUGGCAAAACUUUCUUACUGAGACGGCAUCAGCCAUUUUGGCGGAACAAAGCCCCAAAAAGAUACUAGAAGUUCGCAAUCGUCUUUAUGAAUUGUUAUGUCACUGUAUUCCGCCGAACAUUAUAAUGCAAGGUCUAGUUAACAAUUUACUCAAUUCAUGUGAUGGUAGUUUAAAACUGGAAUUGGUCCAAUUAGGCGCAGAAUAUGAACACCGAUUGAAUUUAGGCCAAAAACCAAUUUUUCAUUUGGAAGCAUUUGUAAUUGCAUUUAUGGCGAUUUACAAACGAUAUAUUGAAGAUACUUUGGGCUCCGGAAUGGAAUGGUGAAACUAACAUAAAGCAAAUAUUCAAUUCUUCAGAUGUAUCAUGUAUAUUUAUAUAGAGUUAUGUUGUGAAAUAAAAGUUUCAUAUCUACACUACUUAUAUACAUUUGAUUGCACAAAUAAGAGCUUUCUGGUUAAAGAAUUACUUAUUUGUUACCCGAAUUGAUCAUCAUCUCCAUCCAUUCGUUUUCAUUUUCAUCAUGAUGGUGAUGAUGAUUGAGGUGAACGGACUGAGAUACUUUUUUUUUGUUCGAUGUAUAUUAUAUUUUUACUGUUAAAAAUGAUUUCCUUGUUUUACUAUCAUGGUUAAAUUUGAUUGGACAUAUUAAGAUUUUGUUUUAUUUGAACAUAUAUAUUUAUAUAUACAUAAACUUAUAUUU
Schistosoma turkestanicum is the source of this 1604-nucleotide messenger RNA. NCBI's taxonomy places the organism in Eukaryota, Metazoa, Platyhelminthes, Trematoda, Strigeidida, Schistosomatidae. The record is from the annotation of a GenBank genome assembly.